AUGGAUUAAAAUUAUCAUUAAAUGCCAUCCAUACAAAAGUUUUAGAAAGAAAAAUUCAUAACUUUAUUGUUGUCAGAAAACUAUGAUGAGUAUCUUAAUGGCCUUGAAUAUUUUAAGUAAUUUUUGGAUUUACAAGAUUCAGAAUUAGAAUACUCAAUAAAAAUAAUCAUAAAGAAAUAAUUGAUUCCAAGAAUUUUAUUUAAUUUAGAAUGGUCAUGCUGCCUCUAUUAAAUGGAUGUUCUCAAGUAGAUAAAUUUUAUUUAAGAAAUGCUAAAGAAAUAUAAUUUCCAAAAUUCCUUCAUCAAAAAUGGCUUAAUGCAUACUCUCAUAAAAAUAAUUUAAUUAAAAAAUAAAAAUUAUGAUAACGUAAUUAUAAGGUUUCUUGUUAUGAUUCUACAUUCAAUUCAGAAUAAGUAUAAAUAGGAUAUUUAAAAUCAAAUAAUAAUCUUUGUUGGAGUUUAGAAAGUGAUGUAAAUGAUUGAAUAUUAACCUCACUAAACUAUUAAAAUUAAAUAAAUUGCUUUGCUCUGCAACUUGUAAGACUAGAAUUAUUUUAAGGAAAAAAAGAUUUUUAUAGAAGAACUUUGUUAAAUUUUACUAAAAGAACCAAAUUAAUCAGGGUAAUUUAUAGUAGCUGUAGAAUUAAUAUCUGACAUUAUUGUAUUUGAUAGGAUCAAACAAUUAAUAUUGGAAAAGAAUGUUCUGUAACCAAUGAUUGAGGCUAUUCCUAACUGGAUUUUAAAGUAUCGAUCUGUCUUAGACAGUAUUUUAAAGAUAUGCUUAGAAUUCAUUAUGUUCAAUAAUAUUGUUAAACAACUUAUUGUAACAAAAGGUUUGUUAAAACAUUUAGGGGCUCUGAUAUAAAGCUAAUUUUAUGGAGUAAGAUCUUAUUCCUAUUUGAUAGUCCAAUAAUUAGCUAAAGAUAAAAUAAUGGUUGAAAGAUUAUUUUUGAAUUCAAUAAUAGAUAUUUUGCUAGAAUAAUAUUUAAAAAAUUAAAAAUCUUUUGAGUUGAUUUCACUUUUAACAAUUAUAUUCGAAUAAAGUAUCAAUAUGUUUUCUAAAUAUUGCAAAAAUAGGUCAAAUGAAUUUAUAUAAGCAUUUCUAAGUACUUUUUUGAGCUUUUAAGAACUAGAAAUAUCUAAGAUUUAAUUUAAGUUAAUUAAAAUCCUUAAGGAUUAAGAAUUAUUUUAAUUUGAAAUAUAACAGUAUUUUCUUGAACACAAAGUUAUAAUAAAUGAAAGAAUGCGAUAAUUUAAUUUUUUUGAUAGUGAGCUGUAAAAAUUUAUAUGA
Molecule: messenger RNA, 1290 nt
Organism: Paramecium sonneborni
Lineage: Eukaryota; Ciliophora; Oligohymenophorea; Peniculida; Parameciidae
Source: the annotation of a GenBank genome assembly